Messenger RNA from Vespa mandarinia (Asian giant hornet), 1818 nucleotides. RefSeq names its product stress response protein NST1-like. NCBI's taxonomy places the organism in Eukaryota, Metazoa, Arthropoda, Insecta, Hymenoptera, Vespidae. The record is from RefSeq and is a predicted model, not a curated record.
AAGCGAGAUGAACAAGAGGAAGAGAAAGAGGAGAAGAAGAGGGAGAGGAAGAGGAGGAAGAAGAAAGGAAGAAAAGUUCUACGAAGAAAAAUAUGGGCGCAAAGAGAAAAGAUACAUGGCAGAUUUUUCAAUGUAAAUCGUUCAAAGAUCCGCUCCCGUUUCCUCAAAAGAGAGAAAAAAGAAAAAAUAAUGAAAAGUAAAAAAUAAGUAAGAAAAAGAAGGCGUAAACUCGACGAUCGGCGGUGUAAACAUAUUUUCGUAAGAAUUAUUGUUAUAUAGAAACUUAGCGUUACGUACUGAAUGAGACCCAGACCACUUUUCGGAUUUAGCAUGUAAAUACUUAACUAUCGUAACGUAAUUUUUAGCGGAUUCAUUCGUUUCUUUGCUCCUUUCGAAUCCGACGUCUCACAUUACCCGGAUGGUAUUGCUCGAUUGAAAAAAAAACGAAUUAUAAACUUACAUUAGAGGAAAUAACGAUAAAAAGACGUAACGUGUCGUUUUUCGUCGACGUUCCUUACCAAACAAAAUGGCGUCACUUAGCUCUCACCUUCGUGUCUCUUCGUUCGACGAGACCAUUUUGGUAGCUCGCGAUCGACCAGAUAAUUGUCACUAUUUUACGAAAAUGGGAAGGAGAGCGUCUAUAAAAGGGAAAUACCGUGCACAAAAGAACGACGAGCAAGAGCUUGCACGACUUCCUUCUCGUCGAUCGAUUGGCGAUCUUUUGGAACCGAACACGCAAUCGUUCUUCGCUCCAAAUUUCUCCCGAAACGACACACAUAAAGAAAACUUUAACGACUAUUUAUCGCUUAUUUUACUUUUCCAGCCGCCACGAAAUAUUCGAAUCGUCGUAAAUAAAAUUGAAUUUCGCGAUUUCUCUUUGUUAGUUGAACUUUCCGACGUUUCUACCUAUAUAACCUAGAAGCGAAGAAACGAUGCACGCGAUUGGUCGAUCGUCGUCGCGCGAACCAAAGCUCUGCUCGUUCGAAUCUUCGAUCGGCAAACAGAGAAAUCGAUAUUUCUCUUGUUAUUCCUUUGAAUUCCAAUCGAAAGCGAUAAAAGGAAGCACGAGAGAGAGAAAGAGAAAAAGGAUUACGUAUAUUAGAAAUCGAGAUUCACUCUUCUUGUCGGUUGCUCGUCAAAAGUGACGAUAAGUGCCACAUACACUCGAUCAUCAUUUUACUUUGUAUUUUCGAUUACGUUUGCGUGCGUGUAAUUUUGUCCGAAUUGCACGAAUAUUAUAAUUAUAAUAAUUAUAAUAAAAAUAAUAAUAAUAAUAAUAAUAAUAAAAAUAAUAAUUAUAAUAAUAAUAAUAAUAAUAAUAAUAAUAAUAAUAAUAAUAAUAAUAAUAAUAAUAAUAAUAAUAAUAAUAAUAAUAAUAAUAAUAAUAAUAAUAAUAACGGAUAAAAGACGAAAAUACGAAGAGACCGAGUGGGCAGCAUUUUGCUGACUAGAGAAAAACUAACACAGAAAUUGUUGUUGUUGAUGUUGUUGUCAAAAAUGUGUCAAAUUAAAAUAUAAGGAUUUCAAACAUCUUAUGUUUGGGUAAUCGCAGAUUAACCCUUUCCAAUCGAAAUUCGAUGAAAAAUAUGCUUUUCGAAAAGAACCAUCGUUGAGCGUUUCACGUGGAAAAAUUAUUGCGAUGCACUGUUUAAAACUUACUGUUUUUAUUUAUAAAGUAAUUACCUCUCUUUUCAAUUACGGUCGAUCUAAGUAUUUUGUAUUUUACAUUACUUACACGAUAUUCGAGUUGACGCAAGAGAGAGAGAGAGAGAGGGGGGGGGGGGGAGAGAGAGAGAGAGAGAGAGAGAGAGAGAGAGA